AUGCGUCGGCUUGUACUCUACUUAUUGGUGUUCGGCGGGAGCCUAGCCUCCAACAUCCCAUGCGGAAAGUCGUUUAUUCCAUGCGAGAAUGACAUUCUCAACCAUCAACAAGAACUUCACAGCACUGACGAAGGUGAGUGGGCUCUUCUCGGCUCUCAUGACAUGUUGCUCUACCAACUCUUGACAAUCCACACGGACAAAUGUCAACCUUACGAUUUAAAUGUCAACUAUAACUUCCCCAAACCAACCUUAGAAUUGGGCUCCAAGCCAAGUAGGCACCGAUGUCCUUUCCAGCCCAUUUCUCUCCCCACUUCACUUCAUUUGACCCCCUUACUGGGAACGCCCGACCAUAUCUUCGUGGAAUUAGUGGAGCGUGAUUGUGAUGGAGAAUAAGAAAGAAACGUCAUUCUAUUCCGGGUGAGGGUGGUAGUAAACGAGGCGAAUAGCAGGGGCACUUUACCUGCAAACAACAAAAAGAGGGGAAAGGAGGACAAGAAUCAGACCAAACUAAUUGCAGCGCCAUUCGUGUCCCAUCGCGUCCCGGAUGGGCUUCUGUUCGUGGCCGCCAAGGAAGGAGAACGCGAGUCUCUGAGACUGUUCGAUUUCCGCGACUCGGCGUUCCAGUACUCGGGACACCCGCUCUCCACCUCCACUUCACAGUUCACACGCAUUCACAAAGCCGACAAGAAGGCCUCCGAUCGCAGUAGAUCCGCAUUCACUUCGUUGGCUAUCACCAAGCGAUUAACUGCGUACGACCGACCACAAUCCAAACAGACCCUCACUCGUUUCUUUAGGCUGGGACUUCGCGAACGAGAGUUGAAGUACGGAUUACCACCCAACCAGAUAUCUUCUACCAUUUCCAAUUGCCCAAUUCCAACCAUCGACCACUGCUUCGCAACCAAUUACCGGUACGUAUUCGUCGUCCGCCGCGUGUCCACUGCCACCAUCCUCCCCCCAAAUUCACUUUUCUUCCUCUUUUCAUUGCGCAAUCUUAUUGAGUAGAUAAGCGUCGAUGUCGCUUUCGAAGGCAAUCCAGUUUUUGUCUUCCAAUCCACUUUCGAUCUUCUUUUCAGAUCAUUCUCUGGCAUUUGCAACAAUGUGGCACACCCUGAAUGGGGAGCAUCCCACACUCCGAUGGCGAGAAUCGUCCGUCCGGAUUACGCGGACGGGGUGUCAGAUCCGAGAGUGUCCGCAGUGAACAAGCCGUUACCGUCCGUCCGCGGACUCUCCUUGACUCUCUUCUCUCCAAGAGGACAGGUCAGUCGCGAAUCUCUUGAACUUGUGAUCGUUCUCUGGAUGCGUUGCAAGUAGAAAGUUCUGCCAAAAGGCUUCCAUUUCUCUUUGCUACUGCUCCCAGCUGACUGACUUUUUGUGUUCUUUCCGUCUUUUCCGUCGUCGCGAACGACCCUUUUUUGGCCUAGUACGUGACUCAUUGCACCAAACAUCCUCCUCCCUAGACACUUCUCUUUUAAUGUGUUUGAAACACAUGCUGAGGAUGUCUGUGCUCAAUAAUAGAACGACAACAGGCACAAAUAGCUUUGUGCUUUUGCGAUUGAGCUCAAAACAGAAAAGGGACCGACUAGUUUCAGGUGCACUCGGAUGUUACCACAAUGAUGGGAUUGUGGAUGCAGCUGGUCGCUUCGGACAUGGUUAACGUCGUUCCGUUUCAAGCAGUCAACGAGGGCACGUCUUCCGCAUUGCCAUGUUGCAAGAGGGGAUUCAAUCAUUCCGAGUGCGACUCUAUUGAUAUUCCUGCUGCGGAUCCUGCAUACAGGUACAACCGAUGGGAUUAGUAGAAGCAUAAGGACCGAAUGUUACAGAACCAGACUGAACUGUAUUCCACAUGCCAGAUCGAUUAUCGCCCCGAGGGAGGCGUGCAGAUUGGGACCGCGUGAGCAGGCUAAUUUCGCUUCUUCCUACCUCGACGCUUCCUUCAUUUAUGGAUCUAACAUGGACAAGGCAAAACAGUUGAGAACAUUCAGAAAUGGUACUCUUGAUAAGUCAACGGUUGAAAUUAACAUUUCAUUGUUUAUAGGACAACUUAGAACCGCAGGAAGUAUCGGAGAACUCCCAGCCACGGACGGAACCCUCCAAUGUCAGGCCACCCACUCGAGGUGUGCUCUCUCGGGAUCGGACGAAGUGAACAUCCUUCCGAGCGUCGCCGCACUCCACACCGUCUUCAUCCGCCAGCACAACAAGAUCGCAGAUACUCUCCGGGCCAUCAACCGUCACUGGACCGACGACAAACUGUACGAGGAGGCGAGAAAGAUCGUGUCUGCUCAAGUGCAACACAUCACUUACAAUGAAUUCCUGCCGGUCCUUUUGGGAAGGGAAAACAUGAAGAACUAUGGACUGAAUCUGCACUCUUCUGGAUUCGAUUCCAACUACGAAAUGAACUUGGAGGGAAGCACUUUUAACGAGUUCUCGGUCACCGUCCCUUACUACUUCUGGGCACUUUUUCCGUCCGAUCGCUCUUUCUCUGACUUCAACAAUCCAUCGAAACUGUACGAACAAGGACCCGUACAAAUCCUUCGUCAAGUUCUCACUUCGAAUAUUUAUCAGCCAACACUCCGUGCAAAUGACGAGGUGAAAAGCGGCUUUUUGAAGGACAAUCACGAGUUCGGACUGGACCUGAUCUCGCUGGCUUUGAAGCAGGGAAGAGAUCACGGAAUUCCCGGAUACACCACUUUGAGAGCAAGUUGUGGACUUGGAAGAGUGAGCAAUGUACACUAGUUCAAUUAUGAAACUGUUCAUUUCUAGAUUGCUUCUUUCAAUGAUCUUCGAGAGAUUUUCCUGCCAGAAGUAAAGCUUGAGCAGAUUUCUUCCUCUUACGAACGAGUGGAAGACGUUGACCUUCUGGUCGGAGUGUUGGCCGAAAAGCCGUUGAAGGGGUCCUUGGUGGGACCAACCAUGGCUUGCAUCAUCGGAAAACAAAUGCAAAGAGUUGGUUCGAGGAUAGGCUUCUUACCCAACAAACCUCAAUUUCAGACAAGGAGAGCCGAUCGUUUCUGGUACGAAAACUACUUUGCCCAAUCCGGAUUCAAUGAGGCUCAACUUUCCGAAAUUCGCAACACAAAGUUGGCUGAAAUCAUCUGCGCCAACAUCGAUAUCCGCCGAAUUCAGAGGAACGUGUUCUUCAAAGAGGACGUCUUCGAGUGGGUGAAAGUGAUUUGAUCGAUUACGAAUGAUUCCUUUCAGCAACAUGGCCAUCUCAUGCAACUCGUCUGUCCUAAACGGACCAGACUUCAACGAAUGGAGAGAUGCGGAAGGAAAGCCAGUGUUCCCAAUCCGGCAGGAAACCAUCGAAAAAGUGAUCAAUCUGGCGAAGAAGAAUCUGAAAGACCAGGAACGGAGAGAGAUUUCGAAUCUGAAACACAACCAGGGACGGUUUGUGAAGGGAGAUCCACUGUUUGCGUACUCGAACAUGAUGAGAGCGAAGGAAGGAGCCAAGCAGGUGUCUCAGAUCUCGGCCCUUCUGCUCGAGACGACAAAGUUGCUGAUCAAGGGAGAAGGCCUCGAUGCUGACGAACAGCUGCCGAAGCUCGACACGGACACACUUCAGAAGAUCCUGCCUGACAUUGACGUCACCACUUUCGUCAACAAUUACACCGCGUUCCUCUCCGAAGACGGUCAAUCGUCUCAAGAGGAGUGCAGUCCAAAGAUGCUUCCGUGCGAUCACACGACUCGCUACCGUACCUUCUCGGGAUGGUGCAACAACCUGAAGUUCCCCGAGUACGCCAACUCGUUCGCCCCUCUCCGCCACUUGCUCCCUCCGCAAUACGACGACGGAUUCGAUGCUCCGCGCACUCGAGCCAAGUCCGGCAGGGCUCUCCCGAACCCACGUAGAAUCUCAAAUCUGGUUUGCGAAGACAGAGAUAUUUCGCACGUGAAGUUCACUCACAUGGUCAUGCAGUUUGGACAACUUCUCGAUCACGAGCUCACCCAUUCUCCAGUCGCUCGCGGCCCGAACGAUCAGAUUCUGAACUGUACAAAGUGUGAUUCUCCCGAAAAGAUAUCCGUCCACUGCAUGCCGAUUCGUGUCGAAAAGGACGAUCCGUUCUUCCCGACGCAUUAUCCGAACGGCGAGCCCCGAUGCCUUCCAUUCGCCCGAUCUCUUCUUGGCCAGCUCAACCUUGGCUACCGUAAUCAACUCAAUCAAUUGACCGCCUACGUGGAUGGAUCCGCCAUCUAUGGAUCCACGAAAUGCGAGGCUAACGCCCUGCGUCUCUUCACUCGCGGUCUUCUCAACUUCACCGAUUUCGGCCACGGACAGAUGAUGUUGCCGCAAGGAAACCAAGAGAAAGACUGUCGUUCCUCCCGCGAAAAGCGGUCGAUGCCAUGUUUCGUGGCAGGAGACGAAAGGAACUCCCACCAGCCCGGACUCACCGUCAUGCACACUUUCAUGGUACGAGAGCACAAUCGGAUCGCUAUGCAACUGUCCGCUCUGAAUCCCCAUUGGAACGACGACACCGUGUACGAAGAGACCCGCCGCAUUGUCGUCGCCGAAAUGCAACACAUCACUUUCGCCGAGUUCCUUCCAAAGAUCAUCGGAUUGGACCUUCUGAACGCGCAGAACCUUGUUCCGAAGAAGAACGGAUACUUCGGAGGCUAUGACGACACUUGCGACGCCUCCAUUUCACAGCCUUUCGCGACCGCCGCUUUCCGUUUCGGCCACACUUUGAUCCGUCGAAUGUUCCCGCGAAUGAACUACAACUACAAGAAUAUGAGUGAGCCCGUCGACUUGGCUCAGCACUUCGGUCACGUCGGACCACUGUACGAGCAGGACAAGGGAGGAAUGGACUCGAUGCUGAUGGGAUUGCUCGGCACUCCGUCGAUGGCGUUGAUCGACACAUUACUGACGCCGUCCGCAACCAUUUGUUCAUGAGAAGAGGAGAGAAAACGAGUGGAAUGGAUCUUAUCGUGCUCAAUAUUCUGAGAGCUCGUGACCACGGAGUGCAGCCGUACAACGAUCUGAGAGAGUAUUGCGGAUUCAAGAAAGCAGUCGUUUGGGAUGAUCUGAAGGGGGAGAUGGACCAGGAGAACAUCAACAUCCUCCAGUCGCUCUACGAAUCCCCGGAUGACGUCGAUCUCUUCCCGGGUCUCGUCAGCGAGCGUCCUUUACGCGGAGCUCUUCUCGGCUCGACCAUGUCAUGCAUCAUUGCGGAACAAUUCGGAAGGCUGAAGAAAUGCGAUCGAUUCUAUUAUGAGAACGACAAUAAUGCUGCCAAAUUCACUCCCGCUCAACUGAAUGAGAUCAGAAAAGUGAAGUUGGCGAGCAUUUUCUGUUCGAAUAGCAAGUACCUGAAGACAAUUCAACCGAAUGUGUUCGACGUCACCGAUGAAUUGACGUGAGUUCCCGCGUUUCCUUCAACCGAAACGUGGCCUCUUUCAGGAAUGCUCAAGUGCCGUGCUCCGACAUUCCUCAAGUGGAUUUGUCGCUCUGGAAGGAAAGAAGUAAGUCGCAUUCGGAAGACUCUCUAAUCGUGACCCCAUUUCUAGAAACCUGUGAGAUGAACGGACGGAGCAUCGCCCUGGGAGACUCGGUGCACAUGACUCCGUGCGUGACGUGCACGUGCACCCUCGACGGAGUAACUUGCAAUCCGACCAAAGUGGACAGUUGCGAGAAGCUCACUCACAAGUACUUGCUCACGGACAUCGCCAAGGACACCUCGUGCAUGAUCCAGUGUACGGACUACAUGAAGAGGGUAUGA
Caenorhabditis sp. 36 PRJEB53466 is the source of this 5711-nucleotide messenger RNA. The record is from the annotation of a GenBank genome assembly. Lineage: Eukaryota; Metazoa; Nematoda; Chromadorea; Rhabditida; Rhabditidae.